This is a messenger RNA of Micropterus salmoides (largemouth bass), 1020 nucleotides long. It is a transcript of the gene kifl, whose product is annotated as kinesin-like protein KIN-14E. Gene Ontology annotation, biological process: microtubule-based movement. The transcript has 7 exons. The record is from RefSeq and is a predicted model, not a curated record. Gene Ontology annotation, molecular function: microtubule binding; ATP binding; microtubule motor activity. NCBI's taxonomy places the organism in Eukaryota, Metazoa, Chordata, Actinopteri, Centrarchiformes, Centrarchidae. The coding region runs from base 1 to 1020 and encodes 339 amino acids.
AUGAGGAAGAAGUACUACAAUAUGGUGGAAGACAUGAAAGGUAAAAUCAGAGUGUUUUGUCGGAUUCGACCAGUGAGCCGAACCGAGGUUAUGCAGGGUGGAGCCAUCGUUGUGGAGAAAAUAGAUGAUUUCUCUGUCACUGUGGAAACCCCUCGUGGGCAGAGGGAGUUUCAGUUCGACAAGGUGUUCAACGCUGAAGCCUCUCAGGAAGACCUGUUUCAUGACACCAACAGGCUGAUCCAGUCGGCUAUUGAUGGAUACAACGUCUGCAUCUUUGCAUAUGGCCAGACGGGCUCAGGGAAGACCUUCACCAUGGUGGGGGACAAGGAACAGAAGAACCCUGGGAUCAUGCCGAGAUCUUUUAAUGCUAUAUUUGAUAUGAUUCAGGAGAACAGCAAUAAAUUCGACUUCAAGGUUUCAGCCUAUAUGCUGGAGCUGUACAAUGACAAGCUGCAGGACCUCUUUGUGAGCCUGGCUGGUGAGGCCCAUGGACAGCCCCAGUCCCAUGGCCAGGCCAGGCGGGUGGAGAUCAAGAGGAACAGAAAGGGGGUUGUGUUCGCCCAAGGAGCAGAGACAAAGGAGGCUUCCAGUGCCCAGGAGCUAUACGCUCUGUUCCAGCAGGCCUGCACCAACCGACACAUCUCUGCCACCAAGAUGAAUGUGGAGAGUUCCCGCUCACAUCUCAUCGUUGGCAUCAUGGUGGAAAGCAGGAAUCUGACCAACGGAAGUGUGAGCUCUGGGAAGCUGAGCCUUGUGGACCUGGCAGGCAGUGAGAGAGCAGCAAAGGCUGGUGCCAAGGACGACCAGCUAAAGGAGGCUAACUCCAUUAACAAGUCUCUGAGUGCCCUGGGUGAUGUGAUCUCAGCCCUGUCUGCGGAACUGCCCCACGUACCAUACAGGAAUAGCAAGCUGACACAGGUGAUGCAAGACUCCCUGGGUGGAAAUGCCAAAACCCUCAUGAUCGUCAACAUCUCUCCUUCCGAAUACAACCUUGAUGAGACGCUCACAUCUCUCAUGUAA